AUGUUUUGGCGUUUUAUGAGGGUUUUAUUGUUAACGAUAUCGAUAACGAGCGUUUUAUCUAUUGAACAUGAUUCAGUAUGUGAUGAAAGCAAAGAAUGGAAAUGUCCAGAACCAAGUCAUACUAUUAUGAGAUUAAAAAAAAGGGAUGAUAAUAAAGCCAAAGAAAUUGCUGAAUAUCAUGGAAUGGAAAUUGUGGGACAACCAUUUUUGGAUGGUUCAGUUUAUUUUGUGGAACAUAAAAAACAUCGAACAAGGAGGCGUAAACGAGAAAUUGUAGGCAAAAUAAAUGAUCAUCCAGAUGUAAUAUUUGUCGAAGAACAAAGGCCGAGGCAGGUUUUUUCUGUAUUUCUAUUAAUUCGAAGAAAGCGUGAUUUCACUCAUCCUAAUAUAAGAAGCGCUUUGCCGAAUCCCGAACAAAUUAUCGGUGAACCUACAGUUUUUCCCGCAUUACCAUUUCCUGAUCCUCUCUUUCGCGAACAGUGGUACUUUAAUGGUGGAGCACAUGGUGGUUAUGAUAUGAAUGUGCGUGACGCUUGGUUAGCAGGUUACGCUGGCCGAAAUGUAUCUAUCUCAAUACUUGAUGAUGGAAUACAACGAGACCACCCCGAUUUGGCAAUUAAUUAUGACCCAUUGGCUAGUGCCGAUAUAAAUGAUAAUGAUGAAGAUCCAACGCCUCAGGAUAACGGAGAUAACAAGCAUGGUACACGAUGCGCUGGAGAGGUUGCAGCAGUUGCUGGAAAUCAGUACUGCGGUGUUGGCGUCGCUUUUCACGCUAAAAUCGGUGGUGUUAGAAUGUUGGAUGGACCUAUAAGUGACGCAGUUGAAGCUGCUAGUCUUUCUUUACGUCAAGAUCACAUCGAUAUUUAUUCGGCAAGUUGGGGACCUGAAGAUGAUGGUAAAACUUUUGAUGGACCCGGUCCUUUAGCACGCGAAGCUUUCUAUCAAGGUAUCAAAAAUGGCCGUGGUGGAAAAGGAAAUAUAUUUGUUUGGGCCAGCGGAAAUGGCGGAGCUAGGCAAGAUAGCUGUUCUGCUGAUGGAUACACUACAUCUGUAUAUACUUUAAGUAUUAGUUCGGCAACAUUUGAUAAUAGACAACCAUGGUAUCUCGAAGAAUGUCCAUCAAGCAUUGCUACUACCUAUAGCAGUGCCAAUCUUAAUCAACCAGCAAUAGUGACUGUGGAUGCUCCAAGAGGAUGCACUCGCUCACAUACUGGGACGAGUGCCAGUGCUCCACUUGCCGCAGGGAUUAUUGCUUUAGCUUUGGAAGCAAAUCCGAAUUUAUCAUGGCGUGAUAUGCAGCAUAUUGUACUGCGCACAGCAAAUCCAGUUCCAUUGCUGAAAAAUCCCGGUUGGUCUAUAAAUGGAGUAAAUCGCCAUAUUAGUAAUAAAUUUGGAUAUGGACUUAUGGAUGCUGAUGCACUUGUGAAGCUUGCACGGGUUUGGAAAACUGUACCUGAACAGCAUAUGUGCACUUAUAAUUAUGAACUUAAAGCACCAAAACCUCGUCCUCUUACGGGUAGGUUCCAAAUCAAUUUCACUUUGGAAGUUUCCGGUUGUUCUUCGGGGACUCCAGUUUUGUACCUCGAACAUGUACAGGUUUAUGCUACCAUACGUUUUGGAAAACGUGGAGAUCUUAAACUUACUCUGUUUUCACCACGUGGAACAGCUUCUGUGUUAUUACCACCUCGUCCACAGGAUUAUAACUCAAACGGGUUCCACAGAUGGCCUUUUUUAUCUGUUCAAAUGUGGGGUGAAGAUCCACGUGGCGUUUGGACAUUAAUGGUAGAAUCAGUUAGUGCAAAUAAUAAAAUUGGAGGAACUUUUCACGAUUGGUCAUUAUUGCUGUAUGGAACAGUUGAACCGGCACAACCUUCUGAUUCUCGUUAUUCACCACAACCUUAUUCAUCCAACGAUCCAUCAAAAUCAUUCUUGGAGCGAACAGCAUCACGUAUAACCUCACAGGUGUCUUCAAGGCCACAUAUUAAUGCACAUCGCUCUCUUGCACAAAAUUUAACUUUAUCUUGA
Dracunculus medinensis (Guinea worm) is the source of this 2025-nucleotide messenger RNA. NCBI's taxonomy places the organism in Eukaryota, Metazoa, Nematoda, Chromadorea, Rhabditida, Dracunculidae. The record is from the annotation of a GenBank genome assembly.